GUGUGGCUCCAUUCACCAUGAAAGUGCCAGGGUGGGAGUACGUCCAGCGUGUGCCGCCGGCCUUCUUCUCGCUGGCGAUUGUGCUUCUCUCGAGACAGAUCAUUGACCCACAGAACUCUGUGCAUGUGUGGAUCGCGCGUGGGCUGUUCGCCGCCUCUCAAUUGAGCUGCAUCGCCGUCUUGGUGUAUCUCUACUUCCAAUCUCGCGAGAACAAGGACCCUGCGACGGUGAUUGUGAAGGAAGAUUUGGGAUUCGGACAAGAAGGGGAGAAGACGGAGAAGAUCACCAUCGGCGAGCACGAUCAACGCGCAGCGCUCAAGGACAUCCAAAAGGUGGCUCUCGGUCUGGCGGUGUCGUCGUUCAUCCACGUCUACUGGGGCUUCAUCCCUCCCCUCGUGAUCGGUGUCUACAACGGCCCCCAAGCGCUCCUCCAAAUGCCGCUGGUCCGCGUGCUGUUGCGCGGGGAACGGGCAUGGGGCAAACUGCAACGUCCAUGGGCGGAACCCAUUGCUUCCUUCGGCAAGCGCUUUGAAGCAUGGAACGAUACCAUCACGUCGGCGUUCACCACGGACAACAACGCCAAGCCCAAAAAGGAAAAGAAGGAAAAGAAGGAAAAAAAGCGCCGAUAA
Messenger RNA from Aphanomyces astaci, 629 nucleotides. RefSeq lists its product as hypothetical. Gene Ontology annotation, cellular component: endoplasmic reticulum; mitochondrion. The coding region runs from base 18 to 629 and encodes 203 amino acids. Gene Ontology annotation, biological process: protein targeting to ER. The record is from RefSeq and is a predicted model, not a curated record. The transcript is spliced from 6 exons. NCBI's taxonomy places the organism in Eukaryota, Oomycota, Saprolegniomycetes, Saprolegniales, Verrucalvaceae.